Molecule: messenger RNA, 649 nt
Organism: Ostrinia furnacalis (Asian corn borer)
Lineage: Eukaryota; Metazoa; Arthropoda; Insecta; Lepidoptera; Crambidae
Exons: 5
Coding region: 129-623 (164 amino acids)
Source: RefSeq, a predicted model, not a curated record
GAACGUGUGUAAGACAGUGCUUGUUAGUGAGGUGUCGAUAAUAACUUUGAACUGCAGUGAGAGUUUUCACACCGGCCUGCUAAGCUACUGCACUCUCCAAUCUUCCGAGACCUUCAGAUGGCGAAUCGAUGGAGACUCAAAGCUAUGGAGUCGGCAAGCUGUCCUACUGCAACCCCAAGUACUUCUCGCACUGUUCCGUGGUGACCACGCCGCGCGUCGUGGCUGGCGUGGAGAGGCUCUUCACCAAUUACAGCUUCACCACCAUCGUCUACAUCGCAAACAAUUUUACUGCUGCAGGAAUUUUCACGUCCUAUAAAGGCAUUCGAUUCAAGGUCGAGCACAAGCUUUGCGACUACUUCAGACAAUUCUGGGUGCAAGCAAUGCUCCAGAAAAGCAUCGGAAGAAUGCCGUGCCCAGCGCCACCGGGUACAUUCUCUUACUACGACAUCGAGAUACCUCCCCCCAACGUUCCCGUCCCGAUGCGACCGGGCACGUACCACCUAUACAGCGAGGUGUACACCACCAUCACUAAAGAGAGAGCGCUCGUCAUCGACCACACCAUCCACUUCGCCGAAGACUACCAGAAGAACCGUAAAAAAAUGAACAAGAAGAAGAAGGGAUAGGUGAUGAUAGUCGUUGAGCUGUCAAA